AUGCAACCUGCGGGUUUGCUGGAGGAGAGUGUCGUACCGCUGGGAGCAGAGGAGACUAUCGUAACCACAGACCAAAGCGAAACAACAAGACAGGCAGUAGCCAGUCCAUCGGUUGGAAACGAGAGAAUGCAGAACUCACCUUCAUCUGCUUUACCCAGAUAUGAGGACUCUAGAGGUGCGUAUCCUGCGCGCACCAUCUCUCGUGCGUUACCACCAACGUCUAGACCUACUGUAGUUCGUGCUACCACAGCACCAGCGAGGGCAACGGGACCUGGCGGAAGCAAACUUUUGAUGGUACGACGAUCUGAUGGCACAACACAGUUUCUGAGGCAGAUUACACAAGGAGAGGAACCAGCUGCGACGCAUUUACCAGUCAUGAGAGCUAGAAGCCAACAACCUGUUCCUGGUGCAAGAUUGGUUCGAGUGGCGAGCCGAGAACCAGAUCAGCCUACUUCGACUCGGCUCCUACCUGCUCAUGCAGUAGAGUCCACAGCUGUUCGAACGGGAUUGGAGCAGACGGUAGAUCCUUUCAUGAAAAGAAUGGCCGUCGAAAAGGGAACCUCUGGUUCAAUAAAUGCAGCACCUGGCCUCGUUCGACGCCAAAUAACGCGACCUGCUGAAACGUACGAGGAAGUUUACUAUGAACCAUCUGAAGCAAAAGAACACGUGGUGUACACCGAUGGAACACGCUCUAUAUCUCGUCCUGUGAAUAGGUAUGGACAAAGCCUGGUCAUUCCACGGACGGUGCCCCGCUCGUCAAAUUUGGUUGUUGGUGGACGAAGUCAACCUAAUUCUCCUCAAAUGCCAACUAUACCCAUGCGUCGCAUAACGAGCUACAAGGAUUUCUGCAGAAGUCGUGGAAUUAUUGAUAGUGGAAGGAUUCUAAGUCGACCGUAUCGAUUUGAUUUUGAAAACAAUGAAGAUGAGGAGAGAGCGAUUGCUGAGGCGAUUGCGAGAGAAGAGGAACUUAUGCGUCAGGAGGAAGCUGACAAAGGGGGACGUCCGGAACCGGGAGCACGAGAUCCUGCUGGAAGACCUUAUGAUGAAGAUCCGGAAGAGCAUGCAAGAAUGCUGCCAUCGUCCACACACUUUGGCUACAGCCUUUAUUCGCAUCCGGCACUUUCGCGCUAUACUCCCAACUUGACCAUUCAUAAGGAUGACUCUCCUGACACCCGCGUUGUUAAACAGACCUUGGAAACAAUGGUUAUGCAAGUAUGUCGAUGGGAUAAACAAUUUGGGUGGUAUAAGAAUUUGCUACUAAAGCCAAGAAGGCCCCAUAUUGAACGCAGACGCAUGUUCGCGAACCAGAAAGAAGCUCUACUUGCGGAGCAUAUAGACCGUCUUCGCAAAGAGAUCAAUAAAAGAAGAACAAAACUGGAAAACCAGGCUGAGGAACUGUGUGGACUACCUACACCGUGGAGAAAGUCACGAAUGAAAUCUCAUCUAAGAGCCUCACGCGGGCAUACUGCGACGAAAACAGCUGAGAUCAAUCGGCCCCGUCCCGUAGCGAUCAAUCCAGCUGAAAUUAGCCUUGGCGGAGAUGUAGUGGAUAAUUGGAUCAAGGAAGAGAAAACUAUAGACAUCAAAGAGGAAGCCAAGGAUGAAGUCAAAUUGGAUGAAGAUGUCAAAAAAGAGGUCCAAGAAGAAACUCUCGAAUCGAAUACGGUUGCGGAUUGGGAACCAUCAAGGAGAGGACCAGCGCUUCCAUCGCCUCCAAAGCACAAAAGAAGGCACGAACUGGAGGAUACGUCAUCGUCUGGGUCAGAAGUUCGGCGAAGAGGACGUCCACCUAAACGGUAUCACAAGGAGCAUGUCAGCACGCGUUCGACGGAAGACUAUUCCUUCGACAAAUCACCACCUCAAGGAUUGGAUCCCAACUUGUUGCACUGCAUCUGCCGAACAACGUACAAUCCCAGAAGAUUCUAUCUACCAUGCGAAAUGUGCUUUCGUUGGUUUCAUGGAAGAUGCGUUGGUGUGAAAGAAGAUACCUAUAAAGAAAUGGAUGGGUGGACUUGUCGAGAGUGUCUUCAAGAGGCGAAAAAGGCGCGUCAACAGCAGGAACUCUAUUGCGUGUGCCGAACUCCGUACAAUGAUACAGAGUUUUACGUUGGCUGUGAAAGUUGCGAAGGAUGGUUCCAUCCACGCUGCGUGGGAAUCACAAAAGAGGAAGCUGAGGCCAUGGAUGAGUACGUCUGCCCGAACUGUGUUGAAGCUCAAACAGCGCAAGGUUACGAAUCGGCGAGCAGCGCUGCCAGCAGCACACAUGCCACUCUAUGUCGUGCUGAUUAUCCCCUUGUAUGGCGUCUUCUCGAAACAAUCGCUGAACACAGAAUGUCGUGGCCAUUCCGUCAACCUGUAGAUCCCGAGGAGUUCCCAAACUAUACCGAAGUCAUCGAACAUCCUAUAGAUCUGUCUGUGAUACAAAGACGGCUGGAAAAUCUUGAGUAUCAGCGUCUUAAAGAUUUCACAAGAGACAUGACUCAACUAUUUGAAAAUGCUAGGUUAUUUUAUCCAAGGGAUAGCAAUGUUUACCAAUGCGCGGACACGUUGGAGAAAAUCUUCGAGCACGCUUUGGUCGAUAUUCGCAACGAGAUAGAAGCCCGAAUUAGCGGAAGGAAGGUAUCCGAAUCGCAGACUAUCGACAGUUCUCUAGACAUCGACACCGAUCAGCUAAUUGAUGUGAACCUCGACGUGGAUCCCACAAUGUUCCUCCUUUGACCUCAUUCUACCUCUUUUACUCACACUUAUCAAUGCAUUUGUACGUUCUCGUUUGCUUUCGAUUCGCUUUAGCUCAUCACUUACCCUGUGCCUUUCCCUUGGCAGUGCGUUCACCGAGUCACUUACAUACCUUUCAUUUGUUCUAACAUAAUCCUAAGGAUCUCGCGUACAAAAUUAAUAUCUGUAUUGUUAUGUUACAAUGUAACUCUUUGUGAAUGGUAG
Cylicocyclus nassatus is the source of this 2940-nucleotide messenger RNA. The record is from the annotation of a GenBank genome assembly. Lineage: Eukaryota; Metazoa; Nematoda; Chromadorea; Rhabditida; Strongylidae.